Penicillium samsonianum is the source of this 2928-nucleotide messenger RNA. Its product is annotated as forkhead domain protein. The record is from RefSeq and is a predicted model, not a curated record. Bases 1 to 2928 code for a protein of 975 amino acids. The transcript is spliced from 2 exons. Lineage: Eukaryota; Fungi; Ascomycota; Eurotiomycetes; Eurotiales; Aspergillaceae. Gene Ontology annotation, molecular function: DNA-binding transcription factor activity; sequence-specific DNA binding; protein binding. Gene Ontology annotation, cellular component: nucleus. Gene Ontology annotation, biological process: regulation of ribosomal protein gene transcription by RNA polymerase II.
AUGUCGUCGCAGACCAUGACUGCGCCAGCCGUGGGCCAUCGACCGCCUGACCCAGGCCCCGAUAGUCCCCUAUACGACUAUGGCUGCUCACCAGACACUACACCCCCUUCCAAUCCUCGAGACGACUCCGCAAUCCGCGCCAUGCAGAAUAAUUCUGCCCCGUCAACUCCCAACGGCAUGCCCGCCCCGGACGUCGCAAUCAAAACUGAAUGCUCGGACAGCCACGACUUUUCAGCAGCGCAACACCAACAAGAUGCAAACACGCAAAGCGCCGCAAGUGCACUCCUAGCACAGCUUCUUGGCAAUCAACCAGCCGCGAACUCUACACCUACCACGAUACAACCUGUACAACAGGACGAGGACCAGGAUAUUCACAUGGAUAUUAAGAUGGACGACUCAAUCUCCCAGCCAUUUGACAUGGCUGCCCAAAACUCCACGCCCAUCGGCCCGAGCUUGCACCGAGACACGGCCUCAAUAUCUCGUGAGAUUCAGGACUUGCUGAAUGGGAAAGCUUUAGGUGACGAGCUCAUGGGAGCAAAUCCCGCGCACCAGGAUAUGAACCACACAGGAUUCAACCCCGAUGCCAUGGGGACCUUGUCCGACCCCAUGAACCCGAAAUUGAACACCGAGCAACCCUCACUCCUCCCAGCCUUGGAUUUUUCUGCCGCCCCAAAAAAUGCGUUUGACGCCCUCCACCAAAACGAGCUACUCACAGCCGCCUUUCUUUCGCAGAACGCCGAUCUGUCAGCACUGGGAUAUCAAGAUGUGGCGGCCUCAAUUGCUGGAUCGGAGCCUAAGAUUCAAGCAUUCGCCAAGUUGGAGUUUGACGAUGGGCAUUUUUACGUCAAUACCUACUCGUUCAUCCUAGGCCGAGACGUGCGCGCCGCCCGUGCCGCCCAUCACCGAGAGUUCCAGUACCGGCAGGCCGUGCGAAGCACUCGGGCGAAGAGUUCAAGUGGAGGAAACACAUCCCACACCCCGAACCGCAUGAAGCGGGAGGAAAGCGCUGCCAUGAUGGGCAGUGUUGUCAGUGAUCGAGGAGGUAUUAUGGGCUUUGAUCCAGAUAUACCCCCGCAUCUUCCGAACAAUAUGAAUAUGAGCCGACGAUCCUCAAAAUCCUCCUUUGACGAGGCUGUUGUACCAUUGCAUGCAAACCCGGCUCAACUACAAUCGACAACCGACUACAAUGCGCUCGCAAUGCAAUCUUUGCAAGAUGGAAACGGAGACGCAAAGCCCGUUGAUGCGCUGGCUUUGCUCCCAUCCCCUGAUUCUUGUCCCACCAUCCCAAUCCACCCCCCAACGACCGUUGAUGGCAGUGCCGCAGGCCACCGAGGGAUUUCUCGGAGGCAUGUCCGGAUCUCAUACAACUUUGAUCGUAAUUUGUUUGAAAUGGAAGUAAUGGGACGCAACGGAGCGUUCAUUGGGGCUGAUUGGCUAUCACCGGGGCAAGUUCGCCCGUUACACAGCGGCGACUACAUCCAAAUUGGAGGCGUGCGCAUCCGAUUUUUGCUACCAGACGUCCCCAUUGGCGAAACUGGAGCGGACCGGAUGGAAGAAAAAUUGGCAGAAAAGGAAGAAGAGGAAGAAGAGAAAGAUGCUCGUGCUUCGAUCGAAGUGGAUGACGAUCUCGAUGACUCGGAGAGACUUGGAAGCGACAGCGGCGAGAGCAGGGAACCUUCAAAGAAGAUCAUCCUCAAGACAAAGGAUUCCAAAUCGUCUCAAACCAUGGAUUCUAUCGAGCCUGGGGAUAACGAUUCGCAGCCGGCCCGCCGCCGGGGACCAGGACGCCCUCCCAAGGAUGGGAUCAUGUCCAAGCGCGAGCGAGCUGAGCUUGCCCGGGAGCAGAAAAUUGCUGCAAAACGCGAGGCCAACGGAGGGAUCACACCACCUCCACUCAAAGUGCCCAAGGCUGGGAAGACAGUUGCCAAAGAAUCUGUCGUUCCCGAGUCACCAACAAAUAAACCAAACGAGAAACGGAAGUACACCAAGAGGAAGAAGCUGGAUGGCACACCAAUGGAAUCUCCCCUUCCCUCAACGGAAGGUGGCCAGAUGUCUGCAGAGCCCCCGCAAGAAUACGUCAAACCCCCACCGGUCAAAAAGCGCAAACCAUCACGGUCACCAUCUCCCAAUUAUCCUCCGGAGUCUGCUUACAAUGCCGAGGAUCUGGCAAAGCCUCCGUACAACUACGCCGUUCUCAUCUUUGAUGCUCUGACGGAAGCCGGCACGCCAAUGACGUUGAAGCAGAUCUACCGUGCGCUGAAACUGAAGUAUCCGUACUUCCGCUUCAAGUGCGAGACUGAGGGCUGGACAUCCAGUGUACGGCACAACCUGAACGGCAACGGUCAUUUGUUCAUGCACGCAGAGCGAGAUGGCAAGGGUUGGUCAUGGCAGCUUAUUCCCGGCGCGUCAGUUGAGAAAGAAAAGAAACGACGCCCUUCGCCGCCGCCGCAGGUGUCCCACCCUCCUCCACCUGCUCCCCAGCAGUACAUGCCUCAGAUGUCUCACUCUUAUGCACCACCACCCCAGGGCCCACCGCCUGUGCCAAAUCCGCCACAGCAUUUCCAAUUCCCUUCCAUACCGCCUGCUCCUUUCCCGGCAUCUGUUAAUCACCAGCAUCAUCCGCCUCCAGGCCUCCCGGCCCAUUCUCACCCUCAACAACAGCAACACCCUGCUCAGCAAAACUCCGCACCAGGGCCACCAGAGUCAUCCUCGUUCAUUGACCGAGCGAACAAGGCAAUCGAUGACUUUGAAGCUGUUCUCAUGGAAGACUACGAGGACAAGAACUACAUCCGGGAAGUUCUCCGGAGUGCGCGUGCGCGCGUGUUGGGCGAUGCGCCAGAAAGCUCCUUCCCAGGCGGCGAGCCAAAAGACGAAGCCGUCAUCAUGGACGUGCUUCGCAAUUUGGUCGGAAGCCUGAAAGACGAGUGA